Owenia fusiformis is the source of this 1472-nucleotide messenger RNA. NCBI's taxonomy places the organism in Eukaryota, Metazoa, Annelida, Polychaeta, Sabellida, Oweniidae. The record is from the annotation of a GenBank genome assembly.
AUAAUUUUCAACAAACAAUGAAUAUGAAGAAAAUAAACAACGUUUAUUUGGAAUGUGUUUCACACUAGGGACUUGUGGGUAAUUUGAAAAACAAGAACUUACAUGUUAAAAAUCUACUACGCUUCCUUCACCAAACCAUUGCAAACGCAGAUUAGAAACAUGAGUAAAAGGAAGGCCCCAACAGCUGACAGCCCUAAUGCCGAUUUUAGUGACUUUCUUUUCGAGUUGGCGAAUUUUGAGAAAAAUGUGUCCCGUAACAUGCACAAAUACAAUGUAUAUAGGAAGGCUGCUGGAACAUUAGCCAAACUCCCUAACAGGAUCAAGAAUGGAACUGAGGCUCAAAAACUGGAUGGUAUUGGUAAACAGAUUGGCAAAAAGAUAGAUGAGUUCAUACAGACUGGAUCUCUUGCUAAGCUGGAAAAGAUCAGGGCAGAUGAUAAUUCCCAGGCCAUUAACCUGCUUACUAAAGUAACUGGAAUAGGACCUGCCGCUGCCGCCAAGUUUGUACAAGAUGGCAUUAAAUCCCUGGAAGAUCUGGCAAAACACAAAGACAAGUUGAACCAUCAUCAGAAAAUUGGCCUCAAAUACUUUGAUGAUUUUGAGAAGCGUAUUCCUAGAGAUGAAAUGCUGGAUUUAGAGGCAUAUGUGCUUACAGCAGUGGAGAUGGUUGAUAAAGAAUAUACUGCAAAAAUAUGUGGCAGCUUUCGCAGGGGUGCUGCCUCUAGUGGUGAUAUAGAUAUACUACUAACACACCCUGCAUUCACCUCAACUGAUAAGAAAUCACCAGAGAAACUGAAAAAUGUUGUCAAAGAUAUGGAGAGCAGGGGGUUUAUAACUGACACAUUGUCACAUGGUGAUAGUAAAUUCAUGGGUGUGUGCCAGUUACCCAAGAAGAAAGAUGGGACAGAAUACUUACAUAGAAGAAUAGAUAUCCGACUUAUACCCCAUGAUCAGUAUUACUGUGCACUGCUCUAUUUCACUGGUAGUGAUACAUUUAACCGCAAUAUGAGAGCUCAUGCUUUAGACCAGGGCUUCACCAUCAAUGAGUAUACUAUCAGACCUAUGGGAAGUACAGGUGUAGCUGGGGAACCUCUCCCUGUCUCCUCAGAGAAAGAUGUCUUUGACUAUGUGGAUAUGAAGUACAAGGAACCUAAUGAGAGAAACUUAUAACUUUUCCUGACAGUUGUGCUCUCAGAUUUUGGCCAGUGACUUAACUUCCCCAGCAUACUGGAUAUACAUUAAAGCAAAUGGAUACACUAUUGAAUCGAGACACUGAAUUUAAGCUUGCACUUAGUUAAAAAUGCGUUGUACCCAGAUGAGAGUGAGAUCAUAAGAAAUCACAAUAGUUUGCCCAUUACUUAGUUGUGAUUUAUAAAUAGCUGAUAUAAAAAAAAUACUCUGUAGCCCAAAGGCCAGUAAUAACUCCUUCCCUCUGAUACGGCCAUUAUUGGAAGUUUGAAUAUGAAGCAAAA